AUGAAGAAAAUUCUUAUAAAUGCUACUGAUCCAUUAAAAUCACUUGAGCUGAUUGAUUCAAUUCAACGUCUUGGAGUGGCAUAUCAUUUUGAGAAGGAAAUCAACGACAUAUUACGUAGAGUUCAUAAGAUCAACAUCAUUGAUGAUGAUCUAUAUGUAGUUGCACUUCGUUUUCGACUAUUACGACAGCAAAGAUAUAACAUAAGUUCUGAUGUAUUCAAUAGGUUUUUGGAUGAUAAAGGAGAUUUCAUGGCUUGCUUAUGCAACAAUGUGAAAGCUUUACUAAGCUUAUAUGAAUCUGCUUAUCUUGGAUUUCCUGAUGAAGAAAUACUAGAGAAAGCUAAAAUUUUUUCAAGGUUUCACUUGAAGUCAUUGAUCUGCAAGAUGGAGCCAUCUUUUGCUUUGAUGGUGACAAGUGCUUUGGAAUUGCCAUUGGUCAGAACACCUGAUCGGCUCAAGGCUAGAAAUUACAUAGAAAUUUAUGACAAGUACAAAUUGUGCAAUCAAAAACUACUUGAUUUUGCUAAAUUUGAUUUCAAUAUAUUGCAAGCUACUUAUCAAGAGGAGCUUGGAAUCAUAUCAGAGUGGUGGAAAGAGUUAGGCUUGCUCAAAGACUUACCAUUUGUACGUGAUCGAAUAGUAGAAUCCUACUUCUGGAUGCUUAUAACUUACUGUGAACACUGCUAUUCACAUGCUAGAGUUAUUAUGACAAAGUUGAUGGCCCUUGUUGUGACAAUGGAUGAUAUAUAUGAUAUUUAUGGGACACUAGAAGAGCUCGAGUUAUUCACCAAUGCAAUAGAAAGCUGGGAUCUUGAAAAAGUUAGAACGUUGCCAGAAUAUAUGCAACGAUGCUUCCUUGCGAUUUACAAUACCUUCAAGGAAAUCGAGGAUGAGUUAGCUCAUGAGCACAAUUCUAUUCGAGUUCAUUACGUUAGAGAUGAGUUGAAGCGAAUGGCUCAUGCGUACCUUCAAGAAACCAAAUGGACGAGCGAGUGCUAUAUUCCUAAGCUUGAGGAAUAUGUUAAAGUAACAUUUAUUACUUCUGGGUGCAUAUUUAUCACGUGUGCUUCAUAUGUUGGAAUGAAGGAAUUUAUCUCAAAGGAUAUUUUUGACUGGGUUAUCAGCCCUCCUGAGAUCAUCAAAUCUUUUUGUGCAAUUGGGAGGCUUAUGAAUGAUAUUGGUUCAUAUCAAAAUGAACAAAAAAGGAAUCAUCUUGCUUCAUCAGUUCAAUGUUACAACAAAUUGAUAUGUAAAAGUUUCCCCAGGAAGGAUUGGACACUGCGUUAUUCCCUGAGUGCCAUCGCUCCAAGGAGUGCCACGCUUCAUUAA
This is a messenger RNA of Dendrobium catenatum, 1329 nucleotides long. RefSeq names its product probable terpene synthase 2. Bases 1 to 1329 code for a protein of 442 amino acids. Gene Ontology annotation, biological process: diterpenoid biosynthetic process. Lineage: Eukaryota; Viridiplantae; Streptophyta; Magnoliopsida; Asparagales; Orchidaceae. Gene Ontology annotation, molecular function: terpene synthase activity; magnesium ion binding. The transcript has 6 exons. The record is from RefSeq and is a predicted model, not a curated record.